UGCCUAUCCCUUCUAAGGUAUUUGUUUUGUCUUAGUGUUAUUCUUUACAACUCGAAUGUUUAUCAAGGUGUGUUGUAACAACACAGGACUGCACAGAUAUAACCAUGGCGGAACCGAUCGGACUUGCCUCCGGCAUACUUGCACUGGCGACGUUUGCCUUCCAAGGGAGUGUCACGCUUUAUGAAACAGUGAAAAGUUUCCAAUCGCAUCCAAAGCGUGUCCGUGACCUUCUCGGGGAGCUGGAAGCUUUGAGCGCCGUGCUGGCACCCCUUGUUGAUCUAGUAAAAUCGACAUAUGAGGUUGAUCUAUCAGUCCUCGAUUUGCCAUUGUUCCGAUGCGGCAAUGCCUGCAAGGAGUUCCAGCAAGAGCUGCUUCGAUGCGCGUCAAGAUCGAGCAGUAGUCGGGCAAGCUUCCGUGACUGGGCACGGCUGACAUACAUGGGUGAUAAUAUUGAUGGGUUUCGCAACUUGUUAGCAGGUUACAAAGCCACUGUAAAUAUUGCCUUGACCGAUGCUACCCUACGCCAAUCUACUGUCGCUGUCGAAAGCAUUAGGGACUACGAGGACCUGAUUAAGGAUGCGAAGGAGGACCUGGGGGCUCGACUGGAAAGUAUUGAUCAGAAGUUGGAGCAGCUGGCUCAGAAGAGUGGAACUCUGUCCGAACUAGAUGCAACUGAACUCCAGUCUCUGAGAGAGGAGCGCCGGAGUACAGAGAAAUGCCUUCAGAUUUGUGCCCAGUUGUCAGCCUAUAUUGAUCAGAUUCAGCUGCUAUCUGAUAAUACAAGCUCCGUGCGAGGAUCUGAGACGGCUGAUACAUCGCCCGAGACUGUCACAAACGAAGGCCUACAAGAAUGCAAAAGGAGCUUGCUUGCUACAACCGCUAGGUUAGAAAAGCAUAUGCAAGAGGUUAUGGAUCGACUGCUCGCAAAGUCAAGAUGUACAGUUUCCUCCGACGAAGACGCUCAAGAUUUAUCGCGGCUACGUGACGAGUGGGAAGCCGCCCGGCAGUGCUUGGAUAUUUGCUCCCGCGCAGAUAGUCACGUCAAGGAGACUGUCAGUAUUAUCGAGAAUCAAGGCACUGGAGACUCUCUCCAGUUUAUGGUUUCCACAAAUGGGAAGAUCCUUCAUGGGAAAAAUCGGGGCAUGGGUUGGAGAAACAGACAAUUCGGAGGUUAUAUGAGCAAUGAGUCAAUCCAGCAGCUAUCGCGAGACCUCACAGCUCAUUAUACUCUUUCUCCAAGAGGUGAAAAGCCUAACUCCAGAACCGAUACUAUGCCAGAAGCAAGUGAUGUGGCAGAAGAUGAGACGGUUCCCCAGUUCAAGGAACGAUAUGGGCGAGGCUUCACUCUAAAAUCAACGCCAACACCAGAGAGAGGCACGUCGUCUUGAAGUACGGGGAUGCAGUAGAGCAUCAGUGUGUGAUAGUGCUACAGAGGAAGAUUCCGUGAUAGUAGAGGAUCUGAUACGCGGGGAGCUCUUUCUCUUUUAUAUCCUUAUAUAUUUGAGAUUUUCCAUUGACGUUCUGCCUUCUUUUUUAAAUGGCUUUGGAAUUGCGAGGAUGUCUUAUUUUAGUUCAAAUGAUUCGAGAGGAAAUUGAGGCUUCAAACUAAAAGGGUUAGGCAGACGACUUUGUCGGAAGCAUAUAAGCAGCGAGCAAGAACUUGAGGUUUAUGAGCGAUUCGCCGUGGAAGAGCAUGUCCAUAACAUAAU
This is a messenger RNA of Aspergillus homomorphus CBS 101889, 1709 nucleotides long. RefSeq lists its product as uncharacterized. NCBI's taxonomy places the organism in Eukaryota, Fungi, Ascomycota, Eurotiomycetes, Eurotiales, Aspergillaceae. The coding region runs from base 105 to 1388 and encodes 427 amino acids. The transcript has 2 exons. The record is from RefSeq and is a predicted model, not a curated record.